Durotheca rogersii is the source of this 1403-nucleotide messenger RNA. RefSeq names its product translation initiation factor eIF4e. The coding region runs from base 94 to 1152 and encodes 352 amino acids. The record is from RefSeq and is a predicted model, not a curated record. The transcript has 3 exons. Gene Ontology annotation, cellular component: cytoplasm; eukaryotic translation initiation factor 4F complex. Lineage: Eukaryota; Fungi; Ascomycota; Sordariomycetes; Xylariales; Xylariaceae. Gene Ontology annotation, biological process: translational initiation. Gene Ontology annotation, molecular function: RNA 7-methylguanosine cap binding; translation initiation factor activity.
AGAUCGCAGAGACGACGGGUUGCCGGGGACACUUGGGAGCUUGUGCAUACUCAUCCUGGUCAGAGCGGCCGAGACAAGCCACGGGAACUCAAUAUGGAGAAGCAGGAAUCGAUAUGGACUCGUCGUAGCAAUCUUAGCAGCCUCUCGCUGUCCACGCCCGGCCCGUCCGAUAGCUCUCCCUCCACUACCCCGCGAGACUUCUCAAGCCUGGCACGCCGAAAUGGCGGUACCUCGUCCGCCACCCGCUCCAACCCCUUCAGCGCAACCACGCCCGGCGGCCUCACGUCUCCGACCAGCGCUGGCGGGUCUAACCAAUUCGGCCUCGGGUCCGGAGCGUUCGCAUCCUUCGGCUCGGCAAAGACACCAAAGGCUCAAGGCAAUCCCUUCGAGCAUGCGAUGGGUGCCGUCGGCGCCAAGACCCCUUCCUCCGAGAAGACGACCAAGGAGGCCGUGCGAUCUACCGCUAGCAGCAAACCCUCGAUGGGCUCCAUCGCCGAGACGGGGUCCCAGCAGGCCUCGGCGCCGACCACACAUCCCCUCCGCGACACCUGGGUCUUUUGGUACCGCCCUCCCAUCACCAAGGCCAACGGUUAUAUCGAAUAUGACAAGACGUUGCACGCCAUGAUGGCGGUCAAGACGGUAGAAGAGUUCUGGCUAGCCUACUCGCACCUCAAGCGGCCUUCCUCGCUCCCUACGGUGUCGGAUUACCAUUUCUUCAAGAAGGGCAUCCGUCCGAUAUGGGAGGAUGAGGAGAACAAGCAGGGCGGAAAGUGGGUCCUUCGACUGAAGAAGGGCAUCGCCGAUCGCUAUUACGAGGAUCUCCUGCUGGCUUGCGUGGGCGAUCAGUUCAGCGACGAUACUGACGAAGUUUGCGGCGUCGUGCUGAGCAUGCGCAAUGGAGAGGACGUAUUGAGUAUCUGGACCCGUAGCACGGGACAGAAGGUCCUCAAGAUUCGCGAGACGAUGCGUCGCGUGCUCAACUGCCCUGCUGAAACUCGCCUCGAAUUCAAGAGCCACGAUGCCAGUAUGCAGCAGCGCUCAGCCAUCGACGAGAUGCGCCGCGAAAAGGCAGCUCAGAACCACCACGGAGAGAAACGACCGCACAACAACAACACCAAGACCAGGCAAUCGCAAGAUGAGCAGCGAUUAUAGUCGGGCCGUGUCGAGAGAGGCCGACACCGGAGCCGGGCACAGGCGUCGAAAUGCGCUCGUGGUGCCAUAGACAAGUUUUAAAUCAACGUAUUAUUAAAAGAAAUAUAUGGCUCUUACUAAAGAUGAACGAGAUAUCCCGGUGAGGGUGACAUCCCCGACGAGGACCAGGAGUGAAGCGUUUUCCCCCCAGGGUAUUCUAAUCUAUAUGUCCGCACAGACUUCUUGCGCAGGAGAAACGAGGGAAAGUUGGG